AUGAAUGUUCAUCCACAAGACGAUAAUAUUGAAUUUGUGGACACCCCUUCCCCUUCACUUAUGUGUCCUGUGUGUCAUGAUGUAUGCCGCGAGCCACUUAUCACUACUGUGUGUAAUCAUUCCUUUUGUGGGGCGUGUAUCUUUCAAAGCUUGGAAAUUGAACCAUAUUGUCCAUUAUGUCGAACUCGAAUAAAAGUAGACGAUCUUCAUCCUAAUUUAGCUUUAGGCAGUUUGAUCCAAGAACUUCCGGUUCAUUGUAGCAACAAAAAAUAUGGUUGUCCUACAUCUGUGCGUCUCGAUUCUCAUCAGCAUCAUUUGAUGUAUUGCACUUAUUCCCCGGCGUUCUGCAAAAAUUCAAAAUAUGGAUGUGAUUUCAAGGGAACUACGAAAACCACCCAAGAACACCUUGAACAAUGUGUAUAUGAAAAAUUUAAAGAAUAUAUUGAAAGUAAUAAUGAUAGAAUUGCAAAGUUGGAAAAGAAAAUCGAGGAGCAACAAAGCGAAUUAGUAAAACUACAAAAAAUUGUUAAACCAUCACGGAUAAAGCAUACGUCGACGAAUGAUCUGGUUAAUGGUAACGGAGAUCAUAAUUUUUCGCCUGAAGAGGAAGAAUCUGAAUUUACUUUUCCUCGUGGAGAUAUUGUAUGCUGCCGUACAAUAUCACAACAUACCUGUGGUGUAACUUCGCUUGCAUAUAAUGAUGGUUUGAUUUUUGCAGGGGCUUACGAUGGCUCUACAAAGAUCUUCCGGGAACAGACCGGAGAAUUGAUAAAAAAUUUACAUGACCAUGAGAUGUCAGUUUGGGCUUUGGCAGUUCAUGUUGAAAGCGAACGAUUUUUUAGUGCAGGCUCUGAUGGUACAAUUAAAGUUUGGGAUUGGAAAGCGGACACAUCCAGUUGUAUUAGGACUUUAACUAAACAUUCUGGGAAAAUAUAUGGAUUAGUUGUUAACAAUAAUAGGCUUUAUUCUGCUUCGUCCGACAAGACUAUAAAAGUAUGGGAUCCGGUUACAUUAGAGAAUCUAGCCACAUUCACUGGACACACAGAUGGUGUCAACAAUUUGAUCGCAAUGGAAAAUGGAAAAUUGGCGACUGCUGGCAGUGAUAGUAGCGUUAAGAUAUGGGAUGUAGCAUCAGGCAAAUGUUUGCAUACCAUUUCAUCACAUUCAUCAGAAGUAUUAGACGUAACGGCUGGUGACAAUAUGCUAUUUGCUUCCACCUAUGAUGCGGUCAUACAUGCUUACAAUCUUAAUGAUUACACUCCCGUUGCUACUUUAUCUGGUCAUAAUUGGGAGGUAUGGCAAUUGGAAUAUACGAAUGGAUCUCUGUUUAGUGCAAGUUUUGAUCAUACAAUCAAACGCUGGAAUAUGAGGAAUCAAAUGAUGGCAUGUGAUUUAACUUUAAAAGGACAUCAAGGAUUUGUGCACGCAAUGACGCUUGGAAAUUGUAAUUUAAUAACGGGAUGUGCUGAUCGUACUAUUAAGAUUUGGCGGUAA
Ambispora gerdemannii is the source of this 1494-nucleotide messenger RNA. NCBI's taxonomy places the organism in Eukaryota, Fungi, Glomeromycota, Glomeromycetes, Archaeosporales, Ambisporaceae. The record is from the annotation of a GenBank genome assembly.